AUGAGCAAUCAGGAAGUGAUUUAUUCAACACCAAAAUUUCUUCAGUUUUCUUCAGAGUCACAGAAUAGAUUAAAGCCUGAUGGUGUUCAAGGAUCUGGGAUAAAAGAUGAUAAAGAAUUUUCAGUGCCCUGGAAUCUCAUUGCAAUGACUCUUGGGAUCCUCUGUUUACUUCUGUCAGUGGCAGUCACAGUUUUGGGAACAAAGGUUUUUCAGCACAUUGAAGAAAAACAUCAACUGGAGGAAAUGCUACAGAAUCUCACUCAAAAGCACAACACUGUGAAAAAUAACAACUGUUUAAAGGGGCAACCUUGGAUGAAUAAGACUUCAGAAUAUGAUAUCCCCAGGAAUGAAGGCAUUCAGCAGAAAAAAGAACACCUUACAGAAAAGAACAUAUGCCAUAGAAAAAAGAACCUUUCAAAGUCUUUGCAAUAUCAAGACAAACCCCUAGAGGAAAAUUGGUCCUGUUGUGGAGUUAGCUGUUAUUAUUUCACCACUGAAAAUUACGACUGGGAAGAGUGUAAAAAUAUUUGCCAAAUGAACCGAUUGUCUCUCCUGAAGAUAGAAGAUUGGGAAGAAUUGAAUUUUAUUCAAACCCAGGUUUAUCAAGACAACUACUGGAUUGGAUUGUCAUAUAAUAAAAAGGAAAGUAAUUGGAAAUGGAUUGACAGUAGUACGUUUUCUGGCAUUAAUUGUUCAGUAAAGACUUUGCCUUCUGGGAAAAGAGAGUGUGCAUUUUUAACUUCAACGAGAAUAGAGACUAUUGAUUGCUCUAACACCUAUAAUUGUAUCUGUAAGAAGAGUAUUCUUGCUUUCUCUGCUUCAAAUGACAGAAGAAAAAAUUGACUUAGUCCACUGAGGAAAGAGAGAAGAACUAGCAGAGGAAGACGAUUUUCUUUUGGACUAUGAUUUAAGAGGCCAGAUACUAUCUGUCUUCCUAAGGAAUGAAGAGAAGAUUUUUCUUUUAUAGCAGUUAACUCUCCAGUGGAUCCAAGGAGUUACUCUUCUGUCCUUGAAUCAUGUGGCAAACUAGAGAACUCUCAAGUACCCUGAGUCUUUUCUGAUUGAUAGGAUAAAUCGUUUCAUUAAACUGAUUCUGAGAGCACUAAUAGAACUGACAACUAGUUGACUUUCUUCCCCUCAUGUGGAUAGUUACUGGCCAUGUCCAAAACGUUUUUAGUUUGCUCAGAUGUCAAAUUUACCGAAUAAUCAAAACAACGCAUAGAAUUACCCAGAGUUACCACUUAUUUACUCUAUCUGCACUUUGCAGUGUCCCCCUCCUCUGUCUGACUCAUGCCAAUAAAUUAUUAACAUCAUG
Erinaceus europaeus (western European hedgehog) is the source of this 1315-nucleotide messenger RNA. RefSeq names its product killer cell lectin-like receptor 2. The transcript is spliced from 7 exons. The record is from RefSeq and is a predicted model, not a curated record. Bases 1 to 843 code for a protein of 280 amino acids. NCBI's taxonomy places the organism in Eukaryota, Metazoa, Chordata, Mammalia, Eulipotyphla, Erinaceidae.